AUGCUCAUCGGCUGCUUGUCGAGCGCGCGUCACCGUGGUCGUCGCGAUCUCUCCGAUUCUCCGCCACCUCUGCCCUCAAGAAGACAAGUAUUGCCAUUUCUCGCCGAGCUGGGGAAUCGUCAUUCAUCAUCGAAUGUUGUUGGAGGGGGACGGGGUGCUCAUUCACCUCCACCUCCACCUCCUUUACAUAAGCGACCCUCUUCAGCACUCAGAAGUCCGAGACACAGCACCGUUCCCGAUAUUGUGAUUACAAGGCGUCGGAACUCGGCCUAUGAAACUGUUGAACGCGAUAAUGGACCGCCAAAUGGAAGGGAUGUUUGUGAGAGACGAAAUAGCGGAGGCGGAUUACGAAGACUUGACAAUUGGAUACAACAUCUUAUGCAUGAAGGG
Messenger RNA from Mesorhabditis belari, 390 nucleotides. NCBI's taxonomy places the organism in Eukaryota, Metazoa, Nematoda, Chromadorea, Rhabditida, Rhabditidae. The record is from the annotation of a GenBank genome assembly.